Messenger RNA from Pseudonaja textilis, 2526 nucleotides. It is a transcript of the gene TXN2, whose product is annotated as thioredoxin 2. Gene Ontology annotation, biological process: cell redox homeostasis. Gene Ontology annotation, molecular function: protein-disulfide reductase activity. Gene Ontology annotation, cellular component: mitochondrion. NCBI's taxonomy places the organism in Eukaryota, Metazoa, Chordata, Lepidosauria, Squamata, Elapidae. The record is from RefSeq and is a predicted model, not a curated record.
CACCACGAGAGUAGUUAUGGUUGCGUUCUAAAGCUGCGUCCAUUCGUCCAAUCAGCUCCCGGAAGAUCGUUCCGUUUUUUGAUUCUCCAGGGUGGCCGUGAGGGGCUCUGCGGGGGGUGUGAAGAUGGCCCAAAAUCUCUUCAGAUCAUUGUUAUCUACUCCGGUCAAGCGUCUCACGCCAGUGCUUCAUCCCAGACCUUCACUGCUUCUGUACAGAGUUUCAGCUCUGCCAUGCAGGAGACCCUGGUGUACUUCCUUUGCGUUUCCCGCUAUGCCUUCUCAGACUAGGACAUUUUCUACUACUCAGGUCUGUUUGCAUACUUUUAAUGUCCAAGAUGAGGAUGACUUCCAAGACAGAGUUUUGAAAAGUCAAAAACCAGUGGUGAUAGAUUUCCACGCCCAAUGGUGUGGUCCCUGCAAAAUCCUGGGUCCCAGACUAGAAAAGGUGGUGUCCAAACAUGAAGGGAAAAUUCUGAUGGCGAAAGUGGACAUUGAUGAUCAUACUGAUCUUGCCCUUGAAUAUGAGGUGUCAGCUGUACCCACUGUCUUAGCCAUGAAGAAUGGUGAUGUGGUGGAUAAGUUUGUGGGAAUCAAAGAUGAAGAUCAAUUAGAAGCUUUUCUCAAAAAACUCAUUGGACCCUGAGCAGCAAGGACAGUUGUGUUCUCCAAGCCAAGGCUUUCUCUAUUUGUCCUUUUUUAAAAACACACACAUAUAUACCUGUUUCCUUAGAGGGGAACGGGAGAAAUUGCAUAGUUGGACUAGCAUCUGUUUUUUUGAAGAGAGUGGAUGAUGGCUGCUUCCCACUUCUUCUGGGGGAGUGGUGCUAGUAGUUCCUAGUGCGGUGAAAAGGCUGAUUGCUCUGCGAUAGAGAAAGACUGGAGAUUACUGCCUACUAGCAAAUGCCCGACGACAAGAAAGUCUUCCUAAUAUAUAGCAGCCUCUUCUUAAUGUACUUUCUCAUACAUCUUGGAGACACUUCCCGUUCCUGUCCAAUGUAAAACUCAACAUGGUUAAUUAUUGCUGCUUAUGGCAGCAGCAGUUCUGCUUCAUCUCUGCAGCAUUCCUCCUUUGUUUAGUGGUAGGUUGAAAUCAUUUGCAGUUUUGGACAGUAGCCUCAGUGCCUCUCCUGCUGUCAUCUAUUAAAUUGAGAGAAACAUUGAUUGAUUGGAGCCUUUUUAUUAGUAGAUCUAUAAUAAAAAUAGCUGUAAUUAUUCCAUUUUCUGUUGGUAUAGAAUUCCCCUUCUGCAGGAAAAUAAAGUUGUUCAAUAUAGCUUGAGUGGUAUAGGGUGGAAUAUGGAAUAUGAAUAAGGAAGAGUUUGGCAUUAAACCUUUGCUAGUCCACAGACACAAAGCCUUUUGUGAGAAGAAACGGUUCCCCUCUUUUUUGCCUAGGCAUUUUAUCUCCAAACAUAUUGGGGGAAAUCAAUGCAUUAGAAGUGCUUUUUUAAAGAACCAUUGAAAGAAAAUUCUUUUUCAUGCCACUUUCCACUCAUUUUUAAUCUAUUCUCUAUAAAUGAUAAAUCAAGUCAAAUUUAAAUUUCACAAUGUUUUAAUUUCAGGCCAGAUGUCCAAUUUAUUCAGAUUUUGCUAUGGAUUUUUACAUUUUCAUAAAUUAUGGGGGGGGGGGGGUUACUGCUAGAUUGUAACAUUAAAGAAAUUAGGUUUCCUUUAUUGACUAUAAGGAAGUUGAGCAGAAAAAUUCAUUUUCUCUUCUUUAACAAAUAAAACACCUAGUAGAAAGAUAGCAUCUCUGUGAAGCGUCCUUGUUCUGUACAAAUAUACAGUCUUUGCAUUUUAAAUAUUAAAGAAAUUAAAAGAAAAACAAUCCAACCACAUGGUGCCUUUAAUAAAUUCAAUUAUAUCCUUAUUGCCUCUAUAGACUUUUAAACGAUAUGUCAAAACUCCAGCUACUUAUGGGUAGAAUCCGAACUACCAUGGAUCUAUUGAAAGUGAAAUGCUUCAGUUUGUUUCUCUGUCAUCUGAGAUGGGGUUUUUUUUACACCCCCUUCUUUUACUCAGCAAUAGAACAUAGAAAUAUUUUAGUAUUGGUCAUAGAAACAUGAGAAUGGUCAGAGGUUGCCUUCACAUGUUACUACAGAGCAGUAUUUUCAACCACAUUAAGAUGUCUCAAGUCCAAUUCCCAAAAUUCCCCAGCCAUCAUGCUGAGAAAUUCUGAGAGUCCAAAUAUCAUAUAUUUACUAAGGUUGAAAAAUAUUGCUAUAAAGUGUGACUUGUUAAUGUGUUGUUUGAAACCAGCCUUAUAAAAUGGGUAGACGACCUAUGGCUUCCUGUGUUCUUCAAACCCAGCCAAUAGUUUAUUUAGCAAAUCAUGCAGAGGGUGAUAGGUCAACAGUAUCAGUAAUUAAUGAAUUAUGAAGACUCUUAACAUUGUCCUUUUUGUUGAUGUCCUAGAUUAGAUGGACAUAAUGUUUUAAACAGUCUCAAAAUGGAAGCAGAUUUUGCUCUAUUUCUGCCUUGUUCUGUUACACAUUUCCUAUAGUAAUAAGGAUAUUAGUCUGUGCCAG